AUGAGUAAUCAGAAGAAGAGGAAUUUUCAGAUAGAGGCGUUUAAGCACAAAGUGGUGGUGGAUCCGAAAUACGCCGACAAGACUUGGAAGAUCCUCGAACAUGCCAUUCAUGAGAUUUACAACCACAACGCCAGUGGCCUCAGCUUCGAAGAGCUUUAUAGAAAUGCUUAUAAUAUGGUUCUACAUAAAUAUGGUGAGAAGCUGUACUCUGGGCUUGUAUCAACAAUGACCUACCACCUACAGGAGAUGGCAAGAUCCAUAGAAGCAGCUCAAGGUGGUCUGUUUCUGGAAGAGCUUAACAGGAAGUGGACAGAUCAUAAUAAGGCAUUGCAGAUGAUUCGUGAUAUCUUGAUGUACAUGGACCGAACUUUCAUUCCAAGUAACCAUAAAACCCCUGUGCAUGAGCUCGGACUAAAUCUCUGGAGGGAUAAUGUGAUACAUUCAAGUAAAAUUCAGACUAGGCUUCUAGACACACUUCUUGAACUGAUACUCCGAGAAAGGACUGGUGAAGUAAUUAAUAGGGGGCUGAUGAGAAAUAUAAUUAAGAUGCUAAUGGAUUUAGGACCUUCAGUGUAUCAAGAAGACUUUGAAAGACCCUUUCUUGAGGUGUCAGCUGACUUUUAUAGGGCCGAGUCCCAGGAGUUCAUAGAUUGCUGUGAUUGUGGAGAUUAUCUUAAGAAAGCCGAGAGACGUCUAAAUGAAGAGAUAGAGAGGGUGUCACAUUACUUGGAUGCAAAGAGCGAAGCCAAGAUAACUAAUGUCGUUGAGAAAGAGAUGAUUGCUAGUCACAUGCUGCGGUUAGUUCACAUGGAUAAUUCAGGCUUGGUUAAGAUGCUAAUUUUUGACAGGUAUGAAGACUUGGGAAGGAUGUAUAGCUUAUUUCGCCGGGUUUCAAAUGGUCUUUCAACCAUAAGAGAUGUAAUGACGUCACAUUUGAGAGACACUGGCAAACAGCUUGUUACAGAUCCUGAAAAGUUGAAGGAUCCUGUAGAAUUUGUCCAAUGUCUUCUGAAUGAAAAAGAUAAGUAUGAUAAGAUUAUAAGCUUGGCGUUUAGCAAUGACAAGACAUUCCAGAAUGCCUUAAACUCGUCAUUUGAGUUCUUCAUUAAUCUCAAUCCUCGUUCUCCUGAGUUUAUUUCUUUGUAUGUGGAUGAGAAACUGCGGAAAGGUCUGAAGGGAGUUAGUGAGGAAGAUGUUGAGACUAUUCUUGACAAGGUGAUGAUGCUGUUCCGUUAUUUGCAGGAGAAAGAUGUAUUUGAGAAAUAUUACAAGCAGCAUUUGGCAAAACGACUUCUGUCUGGGAAAACAGUUUCUGAUGAUGCUGAGAGAAGUCUUAUUGUUAAGCUGAAGACAGAAUGUGGCUACCAGUUUACCUCAAAACUAGAGGGCAUGUUCACCGACAUGAAGACAUCUCAGGAUACCAUGCAAGGGUUUUACACUGCCUAUAGUGCUGAGUUGGGAGAUAGUCCUACAUUGGUUGUCCAGGUUUUGACUACCGGAUCCUGGCCUACUCAACCUAGCAUGACAUGCAACCUGCCAGCCGAAAUGUCAGCUCUAUGCGAGAAGUUCCGUUCAUAUUAUCUUGGAACGCAUACAGGUCGAAGAUUGUCCUGGCAAACAAACAUGGGCACUGCUGAUAUUAAAGCAGUCUUUGGAAAGGCGCAAAAGCAUGAACUGAAUGUGUCCACCUACCAGAUGUGUGUCCUCAUGUUAUUUAACACUGCUGAUAGGCUUAGCUACAAGGAAAUUGAGCAGGCCACAGGGAUUCCUUCAUCUGAGUUGAAAAGAUGCUUGCAGUCCCUGGCUUGUGUGAAGGGGAAGAAUGUUCUGAGGAAAGAACCCAUGAGUAAAGAUAUUGGGGAAGAAGAUGCAUUUUUUGUGAAUGAUAAGUUUACCAGCAAGUUUUAUAAGGUGAAAAUAGGAACUGUGGUUGCGCAGAAGGAAUCUGAACCCGAAAAGCAGGAGACACGGCAGAGGGUGGAGGAGGACAGGAAGCCCCAGAUCGAGGCUGCAAUAGUUAGGAUCAUGAAGUCCCGUAGAGUUUUGGAUCAUAACAAUAUUAUCGCGGAGGUUACAAAACAGUUGCAAUCUCGUUUCCUGGCCAACCCUGGAGAAAUAAAGAAGCGAAUCGAAUCCCUGAUCGAGCGGGAUUUCUUGGAAAGGGAUGAAGAUAAUAGGAAAAUGUACAAGUACCUUGCAUGA
Molecule: messenger RNA, 2202 nt
Organism: Oldenlandia corymbosa var. corymbosa
Lineage: Eukaryota; Viridiplantae; Streptophyta; Magnoliopsida; Gentianales; Rubiaceae
Source: the annotation of a GenBank genome assembly